UUGAUAUAUCGGCAAGGAACAAAGAUAUUUAACUGAAUAUUUUAAUAUCAUACGUAAUUUAAAGAUAAUAAUUUAUCAAGAUUGCUUCAAGUGUUGAACAGUGAAAACAAUGUGAAUGAAAACAAAAAGACUAGUAUUAAUAAUGUGGAAUAUUGAAAGGAUUUUAUUAAUAACAUCAAUUUUAUAUUCUUCAGCAGUAGCUCAAUCGUACCGUAAUGACACACGAUGCUUCCAAUUUACGUGGCUUGGUCCCCGAUAUGACAAUCAAAGUGUCUUCAUGAACGCGACCUGUAAUGAUGCUACACGUCUUGCAGAUGGAAUACCGUGCCAUCAGCCUCUCGUUGUUUCAGAGGACGGCACCUGGCCAGAUAUUGAUUAUAUUUGGGCAAACCAUUUCAACGCAACCACUUGUGUGCUCACACAAAACGAUAUCUGUGCAAAAUAUACUUACUAUUUCAAUGGACAUCCGGAAAAUUCAACCUAUAUGUGCACUAGAGCCGUAGACAAUAAUAAUACAGCAAUCACUAGUGGCUGCUAUGAGCAGAUGUCUGGAAGUUAUCGAACAAGGACAACGUCAGCUAAAUUGUUUCGUUUAUAAUAAAUAAACAUGUAUUCUAUAUUAACAAGAGGAAAUGCAAUUCUUACGUAUACUCUAAGUGUUCUAGCAUGUUUAACUUUUUUAUGUUUUCUAUCCACACUGACGGUGGACUAUAGAACCGCUGCUCAAAUGAAUACAGUGAAAGUAGUUGUAAAAAAUGUUCCAGACUAUGGUGCCUCAAGGGAAAAGAAUGAUUUGGGUUAUUUAACAUUUGAUCUGAAAACAGAUCUUACCAGUCUUUUUAACUGGAAUGUUAAACAGUUGUUCUUAUAUCUAACUGCAGAGUACAUUACACCAUCUAAUGAAUUGAAUCAAGUUGUACUGUGGGAUAAAAUUAUUUUAAGGGGAGAAAAUGCUUUGCUAGAUUUUAAGAAUAUGAACAUAAAAUACUAUUUCUGGGAUGAUGGAAAUGGUUUAAAGGGUCACAACAAUGUCACAUUAACCUUGUCAUGGAAUAUUAUCCCAAAUGCAGGUCUGUUGCCGAACAUUCCAGCCAUUGGUCAGCACUCUUUCAAAUUCCCUGUAGAAUACACACAAACAAGAGUAUGAUUCAUAAUAAAAGAGUUUACAACUUUUUAGAUGAAUAAAUGUGUGUGUUUGAUAAAUUAUAUAUUCAAUCUAA
Pieris rapae (cabbage white) is the source of this 1220-nucleotide messenger RNA. It is a transcript of the gene Spase22-23, whose product is annotated as signal peptidase complex subunit 3. Gene Ontology annotation, biological process: protein targeting to ER. Lineage: Eukaryota; Metazoa; Arthropoda; Insecta; Lepidoptera; Pieridae. The record is from RefSeq and is a predicted model, not a curated record. The transcript is spliced from 8 exons. Gene Ontology annotation, cellular component: signal peptidase complex; membrane.